Messenger RNA from Nannospalax galili (Upper Galilee mountains blind mole rat), 1489 nucleotides. It is a transcript of the gene Vip, whose product is annotated as vasoactive intestinal peptide. Gene Ontology annotation, biological process: regulation of protein localization; positive regulation of penile erection; regulation of sensory perception of pain. The transcript is spliced from 7 exons. Lineage: Eukaryota; Metazoa; Chordata; Mammalia; Rodentia; Spalacidae. Gene Ontology annotation, molecular function: neuropeptide hormone activity; peptide hormone receptor binding. The record is from RefSeq and is a predicted model, not a curated record. Gene Ontology annotation, cellular component: extracellular region; neuron projection; perikaryon. The coding region runs from base 137 to 649 and encodes 170 amino acids.
AGCUGGCAACAGCCAAACCUUCCCCAGGACCAGGGGCGGACUGGUGAGCCUUCCCUCCUGCAGGAGUUCAGCACCUGAGACAGCUCCCACAGUCCCCAAAGAGCAAGCCCUGAAGGAACAUUGCUUGGCCAAGUAGAUGGAAGGCAGAAGCAAGCCCCAGUUUCUGGCCAUUCUGGCACUGUUCAGUGUGCUGUUAUCACAGUCACUGGCCUGGCCUCUAUUUGGAUCACCUUCUGCUGUGAGGUUGGAUGACAGAGUACAGUUUGAAGGAGCAAAUGAGCCUGAUCAAGUCUCAUUCAAAGCAGACACGGACAUCUUACCGAAUGCGUUAGCUGAAAAUGACACACCCUAUUAUGAUGCAUCCAGAGCUGCCAGGCAUGCUGAUGGAGUGUUCACCAGUGACUACAGUAGACUUCUGGGCCAGAUUUCUGCCAAAAAGUACCUUGAAUCCCUCAUUGGAAAACGAGUCAGCAGUAACAUCUCAGAAGACCCCGUGCCGAUCAAACGACAUUCGGAUGCAGUCUUCACUGACAACUACACCCGCCUUAGAAAACAAAUGGCUGUAAAGAAAUACUUGAACUCAAUUCUGAAUGGAAAGAGGAGCAGUGAAGGAGAUUCUCCUGACUUCCCCGAAGAGCUAGAAAAAUGAUGGAAAGGCUCCUCCGGGGAGAGCUGUGGACAAGUGAAUUCUUGAAGGAAAACAACCAAGUAAUUACAUUUUGAGUUCUACAUACCUAAUUCAAGAAAACAACUUCAAUAGCAAAACCAAAUAAAAUGUGUUGUGAAUGAUGUGAUUUAUUUUAUUCUGAUGUAAUUACUGUGAUGUUUACAUUGUAAAUAUUAUUUGAGAGUUUUAAAAUCUGUCUUUAGCUCAUAAAAGGCUUGUAAUUUCAUGUGCUAUAUAUUCUUUCUAACAAAAAUAUAUUUAAUGAUAAGUAGAUGCUAGAUUAAUUCCAAUUAUCUGAGGCUUUUCUGUAAGGGGAGCAAUAGAGGGAAAUUGUUGUGUUUAUUUAUAGUAUUCAGAUGAUCAGAACAGCUAAUUAGUGUAAUGAAAUGUGAAUGUUAAGCAGAUAGGCUGCUGUGUUAAAUAACAAAAUUUCUAAGAGAAUACCAACAACAAAGAUCAAAAAGAUACUUGUGAAAUAGUUUUCAGGAAAUCAUAUGUCCACGUUGAAAGGGGACUUUACCUCUAAUGUAUUGAUCUCUGAGAUUAGACUCUGUAAUCCUCAAAAGCUUCCUUCAGAUCUGGGUUUCAGUUAAGGGGAUGAGUCUGGCUUCUGAUUUGGGGAGUCCCUUUCUGUCUGUGUUAUGGAUGUGUAAGAUAUCAGCUGAAUAGAGCACUUGAUUUUCAGUGAUCAAUAUUUUUUUCCAUAAUCACUCAGAAUAGCAUAUGAUCUUGUCAGUUUCCUUUAGUGAAAGUACAUUUGGAGACAACUAUUUUUCCAAUGUGAUUGUAUGAAAUUAAUUAUAGAAAAUAAAGAUCUUUGGU